AUGAGUGCUGAACGCAAUCCCAAGGACUCCAUGAAGUCCACCUGGCGGCGACAGGCACGCUCCGAGUGGACGCUUUUCCACUGGUUCUACGAAGUACUUGGCGUUCAUCCAGAGCAUCUCGAUACCAACAUCCCCGUCCAUUUGAAAGAGGAUGCCGUACCAUACGUUCCCGACUGGUCCAUGCACCGCUGGGUCCUCACCCACUCCUUCAUCCCUAUUAUCCUGCAACACGCCUACGUCCAAUAUACGGGGCACAACAUCGGCGCUAUCGGCGCAUUCAUCCUCUACAGCAUCGCUUUCAAGGCCAUCGCCAUCCACGAACUCCACGUCCUCCGCCGUCUUGGCCAUAUCUACGGCUUCCUCGAUGGCGACAAACACUCCCGUGACGGGGUUCCCGAUAUUGGCGUCGCCAAGGUCGUCCGCUCCUUGAUUUCCACCUCCACCUUCCGCCCUAUGUUCACUGUCUUUUUCGCCUACCGCACCGCCCAGGCGCCCUCCUCUAUGAGCUUCGCCUGGCUGCCGCUUGAAAUCGGCCUAUACGGCAUCAUCCUCGACUUCUGGUUCUACUGGUACCACCGUAUCAUGCAUGAUUUCGACGGUCUCUGGAAAUACCACCGCACCCACCACCUCACCAAGCACCCUAACCCACUGCUCACCCUGUACGCCGACACCGAGCAGGAAUUCUUCGAUAUCGCCGGUAUCCCGCUGAUGACCUUCUUCACCAUGAAAUUCAUGGGCAUGCCCAUGGGCUUCUACGAAUGGUGGAUUUGUCACCAGUACGUCGUCUUCGCCGAGCUGGCCGGCCACUCCGGUCUACGUUUGCAUGCUUCCCCGCCCUCCACGCUGAGUUGGUUGCUCCGCUGGUUUGACGCCGAGCUCGUCAUUGAAGACCACGAUUUGCACCACCGCAAGGGCUGGAAGAAGAGCCACAACUACGGCAAGCAGACUCGUCUGUGGGACCGGGUGUUUGGCACUUGCUGUGACCGGAUUGAAUCCGUACCGACGAACGUGGAUUAUGUGAAUCAGUCGCACAUGCCGUUGUAUUGA
Penicillium daleae is the source of this 1047-nucleotide messenger RNA. RefSeq names its product sterol desaturase family protein. Lineage: Eukaryota; Fungi; Ascomycota; Eurotiomycetes; Eurotiales; Aspergillaceae. The transcript has a single exon. The record is from RefSeq and is a predicted model, not a curated record. Gene Ontology annotation, molecular function: iron ion binding; C-4 methylsterol oxidase activity. Gene Ontology annotation, biological process: ergosterol biosynthetic process. Bases 1 to 1047 code for a protein of 348 amino acids.